ACACACACCUGAGCGAGGUUAUUCUCUAUUGCCAGGAUAUUGGUUAAGUCUGUCAUAAAUUCUGCCUUAUCACAGCGGAAAGAAUAGUAUACAAGACUUCGCUCUUUUUGAAGCUUUUGCUAGUGCAAUGUGUUGUUUUUGGUGUAUCAUAGCUAUUGCAGUUGGCUUUCUAUACAUUUUAUUCGACGUGAAUUAUUUCAUACGACUGGCAUUUACAAUCAUUUGGGGCCGGCUAUUUCAGAAAAAGAAGAACAUAGAAGAAAUUACAGAAAUUUAUGGAAUAGCUACAACAGCUGACGUGGGUAUUGUCUUCAAUCACAUGAACAACGCCAGAUAUUGUAGAGAGUUAGAUUUUGCAAGGUUCCAUUUCUUCGACAGAACAGGACUUCAUGAUGAGGUUAGCAGCGCUAAAGCCAUCCUGUUACAAGCUGCCUCAAAUAUAAGAUAUAGAAGAAUGAUUUCUACGUUUACCCCCUACAAAAUAACAACACAGAUCAUUGCAUGGGACGAAAAGGCACUGUACUUCGAGCAACGUUUCAUCACAUUCGACGGCUUCGUAAGGGCUACAGUUUUAAGCAAACAAGCAAGCGUCGGACUUGAUGUACCAAAAGUUAUGGCCAAGCUCACUGGAAAGGAUAUCUCGUACCGACCAGUCCCACCACCAGAACUGGAGGAUUGGCUCAAAUCUAUGGAGAAAUCAAGCCUAAGGUUGAGGAAGAAAGACUGAGUUAAAAAAUAAGUUGUGUUUUAGAAUGCGUGUUUCAUAUUUAAUAAAAUAUAUGUUGUUAAGAACA
Messenger RNA from Coccinella septempunctata (seven-spotted ladybird), 794 nucleotides. RefSeq names its product protein THEM6-like. Lineage: Eukaryota; Metazoa; Arthropoda; Insecta; Coleoptera; Coccinellidae. The transcript is spliced from 3 exons. The record is from RefSeq and is a predicted model, not a curated record. The coding region runs from base 128 to 727 and encodes 199 amino acids.